AUGUCAAACCAUCGUUUAUUAACUUUUGAAGAAUUGAACGAAAAAUUAUCUUCGAAUAAACAAUCGUUUCCUAUAGAUCCUGCUAUCAAAGAAAUUUUUAAAAGAGAUGAUCAAAGUCUCGAUGAUUUGGUACAAUGGAUUAAAGAAGAAAAAGACAAUGUUGUCGACACCACCUCGAAAGGAUCAGAUGAGGAUCACGUGAAAUGGUCUUUAAAUCGUGAAUUACUUCAAACCUUAAAAAGUUCACUUGAACAAAUUACAAAAUUUGGCAAGGAAUCUGAUAUCAAAGAAUUUUUGUCCAAAUUCAAUAAUUUAAUUCGACUUCCACAUCUUCACAAAUAUUUUGAAGAAUUAAAUAUUUCUCAGAUCGAUGACAAAUUUUUAGAAAUUUUGUGUAAUGACAUAGUACAAUGUGAGGAUAUCACGUAUCAGAACUUUGUUGUCUUCUUCAAGUUUACCUUCUUGGAAAAAGUACGUUUAAUCACAUCGAAACCUUCACGUGAAUUGCUAUCUAUCCUUUCAAAAAUUGCAAAGGUAAAGAGCAAACCAAUUAUUUAUGGACUCUUAUUACCCUUAAUCCAAGAACCUCAAGAGAUAGCCCGACCUCAAUUGGAAGUCAUUACUCGAACGAUUAAUGGAGGAUUGAGUGAAGAUUCCAUUGUAUCUUUAAUAACAGAAUUAUCCUCUGAUGUCCAAAUGCUUAGUGAGCUCAUGGAUGAAACUCUUCCUAAACAUCUUAAAAAUUGGGAUGAUUCAAUGAUUGAAAUAUUAUUUUCGAUCUUUAGUCAAAAAUUUCGAAUUGAAGAUCCAAAUAUUUUUAAGAGGUUUUUAUAUCAUUUAAGAGUUAAUAUUGAACUUCGACCUAAUAAUCAGAAAUUAGGUCAGAUAUUAUUAUUACUUGUUACUAAACAUUCUGAAAGUAUUAUGGAUCAUUUAGAAGAAGUAAAAGUUGCUGCAGAAAAGUCAACGGCAUUUAUGAAAAAGAGCGUUCUUGGAAAGAUAGAUUCAUUAAUAAAGAGACGUGUUUCCCCAAAAUAA
Funneliformis geosporum is the source of this 1038-nucleotide messenger RNA. The record is from the annotation of a GenBank genome assembly. NCBI's taxonomy places the organism in Eukaryota, Fungi, Glomeromycota, Glomeromycetes, Glomerales, Glomeraceae.